Messenger RNA from Lytechinus variegatus (green sea urchin), 930 nucleotides. Its product is annotated as carbohydrate sulfotransferase 11-like. Gene Ontology annotation, biological process: carbohydrate biosynthetic process. Bases 1 to 930 code for a protein of 309 amino acids. Gene Ontology annotation, molecular function: sulfotransferase activity. The transcript has a single exon. Gene Ontology annotation, cellular component: membrane. The record is from RefSeq and is a predicted model, not a curated record. Lineage: Eukaryota; Metazoa; Echinodermata; Echinoidea; Temnopleuroida; Toxopneustidae.
AUGACUUGCUUGAUCUUGAUGAUUAAAUUCCAGGUUUCACUUAAGGAUGAAGGAAAAACGGAGGCAUCAGUUGGUGCCUGGUUAGAGAGACAAGCUCUACGACAGCAGCUCCUGCGGGACGAGUGUAGCAAGAACCCAUCACUGAAACUAAACCUGACUCACAUCAUAAACAAUAAGAAAGGAUUGCUAUGGCCUUACAUUGUCGACGAUAAGUACAGAAUAAUGUAUGGCUUCAUAUCGAAGGUCGGGUCGACUCACUGGAAGAGUGCGUUUCUCGUUCUGAAGGGAAAAUUUAAAACUGUUGAGGAAAUACCCGGAUGGAGAGCGCACGAUCCGAGCUUGAAGAAACUCGGCGAGUACAGUCCAGAGGAGAUCAAGUACCGUCUGAACAGUAAUUACACCACCUUCAUGUUCGUGCGCGAUCCUCUUGCGCGCAUCCUUUCCGCGUACAGGAACAAACUUGAAGAGGACAAUAAAGUGUUCCAGAAGUCCUACGGAAGAAGAAUCAUCGAACGCUACAGGGAUAACCCAUCCAAGGAGGAACUCGAAACUGGGGUGGGCGUGACGUUCGCGGAGUUUGUUCGAUUUAUCACAGAUAAAGAGGCGAAGAACAACAUGGAUGGGCACUGGAAGCCGAUCUAUCAAAUGGUUCUCCCGUGUAACAUGCAUUAUGAUUACAUCGGGAAGUUGGAAACUGGGAAAGAAGACUCGAAGAACAUCUUAAGAUACCUGAAGAUCGAUCACCUUGUCCACUUCAAAGAAUCAACCAGGAACACGAGCAAUACCGAAGAAAUAUUCACCAAGUAUUACAAAACGAUUUCCAAGGAAUAUCUCCUUAAAUUGUACGAGAUGUACGCCCCCGAUUUCAAACUCUUCGGUUACUCAAUGAAUGAAGAUUUGACGCAACGAAAGAAUCCCCUGCUGAAUUAA